AUGGAAGCCGCAAUUGAAUCAAAGUUGCGUGAUGGGUUAUCGCUAAAGACUUGUAUUUUAUUAUGCCAAUCUAUCGUAUUCGCUGAAAAUGUAAUUUGGCCAAUGGACACCGUCGGCUGCGAUUGUGAAGGAAGUUGUUCUGAUCAUCCCAUGACUUGUCCUUGUGCACGGCUUAAUGUCACGCAUCCAUAUCUUUCUGUAGAGGAUGGCAGGAGGAGUUUUGCACAUUUCAAAACCUACCUGCAGAAAAUGGACAAAGUGCACAUGAGAUUGGAGCAUCGAUUUGACAUAAGACGGGUGUCCAUCAAACUGCAGGCGAUCGUGUUAUAUUAUGGCGUUCUUCAAUGCAUCUGCGCGUUCUUCUUUGGCGAUGCCGGUAAGAAUUUGAACCGGGAGAGAAAACCUGUUGCAAAGCGCCAACAGGUUAUUCGGGAUGAAAAUGGAAGUCAGCAACCUGAUGACAAUGGUAAUGUGGUAGAUUCAGCGGCUGCUUUUAAAGAUGCCACAAAUCUUGAGAGCUUCACAGAAGUAAAAGUCAAGGGUACCGAUGAACUUGCAGCACUUGGGACGUGGAACAGUGGAAAGCCCCAUGAACAAGCUGCUCAAAUUGAGUUGCCGAUGUUCUCACGUCUAUUCAGAUAUUAUGCCGGAUGGGAGGAUAAGAUUCAUGGUCUCACAGUUCAGGCUGAAGGUCCGUACAAUGUGCAAACCCUACAUGAGCUCAUUGGAGUUGCUGGACAAAUUAUUCCAUGGAAUUUUCCACUUCUCAUGUUUGUGUGGAAGGUCGGACCCGCUUUAGCCACUGGUAACUGUUGUGUCUUAAAGACAGCAGAACAAACACCGUUGUCUGCUCUCUAUGCGGGGAAGCUGCUCCAUGAAGCAGGCCUUCCUGAGGGUGUUUUGAAUGUGAUUUCUGGAUUUUGUCCUACCGCUGGUGCAGCACUUGCUAGUCAUAUGGAUGUCGACAAGCUUGCUUUCACAGGAUCAACUGUAACCGGCAAGACUGUUACUGAACUUGCUGGUAGAAGCAACCUUAAGCCAGUGACUCUAGAGCUUGGAGGGAAAUCUCCAUUCAUCGUAUGUGAAGAUGCCGACGACGUCGAUAAGGCUGUUGAAACUGCCCACUUCGCUCUGUUCUUUAACCAGGGACAAUGCUGCAAUGCUGGGUCUCGUACUUUUGUACAUGAAAAAGUGUAUGACGAGUUCAUGAACCAUAAAACAUCAUAUGCAACAGUCACAAAAGGUUUAAUCUGA
Papaver somniferum (opium poppy) is the source of this 1254-nucleotide messenger RNA. RefSeq names its product aldehyde dehydrogenase family 2 member B7, mitochondrial-like. Gene Ontology annotation, molecular function: aldehyde dehydrogenase (NAD+) activity. The transcript is spliced from 11 exons. The record is from RefSeq and is a predicted model, not a curated record. Lineage: Eukaryota; Viridiplantae; Streptophyta; Magnoliopsida; Ranunculales; Papaveraceae. Bases 1 to 1254 code for a protein of 417 amino acids.